CACGGAAGGAACGGACUGGUCGCGGCUCACGGUCGCGGGUUCGACCGACCGCCCUUAGCGCGCUUCCCGACGCCUCCCGGUGGCUCCACCGCUAUAUUACCGACAGCGACUAUACGCCGACAGCGGAGUGUUUCCGCGCACGCCGUGAGCGCGCCUCGGACCCGGUGACACGACGAUGCACUGUUUGACGCUGCUCUCGCUGCUCCGGCCCGUGGGCCCCGUCAUCGUGGGCAUCUCCCUGGGCUUCACCCUCAGCCUGCUCAGCGUCACCUGGGUGGAAGACCCCUGCGACCCCGAAGGACUCGGGCACGCCGGGCUCGUCACCGGCGGCGGCGGGCUCGAGCUCGGGGACGGGGACGCGCGGGCCCUCGACGGGAACGCGAAGGGCGCGCGCAGACCCAGCUCCAUCUCCAUCUCCAGCAUGGACACGGAGGAGGACUUCGAACCCCGGAUCGUCCCGUACAAACCGGGCACGCAGCCCCAGAGCCAGGCCAAAAAAGUGUUCAGGGCCAAAUACAUCAGCACCGAGCUUGGGAUCCGGGAACGGCUCUUCGUGGGGGUCCUCACCUCCAGGAGCACCGUCGACACGCUGGGCGUGGCCAUGAACCGCACCAUCAGCCAUCACUUGGACACCGUGGUCUUCUUCACCGGCAUGCGCAACCGCAAAGUCCCGCACGGCAUGUUUGUGGUGGCGCACGGCGACGAUCGCCUCAUCUGGAACAUGUUCCAGACCAUCAAGUACGUGCUGGAGCACUACGCGGGCGAGUACGACUGGUUCUACUUCAUCCAGGACGACGCCUACCUGGAGGCGGACCGCAUCAAGGCCCUGGUGGGGCAUCUGAGCGUGAGCCUGGAGCUCUACAUGGGGCGGCCCGAGGAGUUCGUCGGCGGCGAGAGGCAGCGUCGCUACUGCAACGGCGGCUUCGGUUACCUCCUGUCCCGCCCGCUGUUGCUGCGGCUGCAGCCCUUCCUGGAGACCUGCCGCAACGACAUCCUGAGCUCCGGCCCGGACGAGUGGCUCGGACGCUGCGUCGUCGAUUCCACCGGCGUCAACUGCGUGGACCGGCACGAGGAUCUGCGGUACCUCCAUUUCGAACUGGGUCAAAACUCUGAUCCCAGCAAGGAAGAAAGCGAGCACUUCGAGAACGCCAUCUCCGUCCACCCCGUGUCCGACCCGGAGCAGAUGUACAGGCUGCACAGGCACUUCACCGAAAUCGAGCUGCAGAGGACGUACAAGGAGAUUGAGAAACUACAGGCAGAAAUAAGAAAUGUGAGCGAGGAGGCGGUCGAUGGCAACCGCAGUACCCAUUGGCCUGUUGGGGUCAAUCCUCCGUUUGAACCGAAAACUCGCUUUGAGGUCCUCAGAUGGGAUUACUUCACCGAAGAGCUGAUCUACACCUGCCUCGAUGAGUCCCCAAAGUGCGAACUUCGUGGAAUUGACAAGAUGGACAUCAACGACGUCAUUGAGACCGCUAUGGGUGAGCUGAACAAGAAGUACAAGCCAGUCCUCUACUUGAAGAAGCAGCAGCUCAUCAACGGUUACAGGAGAUUUGACCCCACCCGGGGCAUGGAGUACACCCUUGACCUUCAAGUGGAGGUGGUCAACCAGAAGGGAAGGAGUCGCUCCAUCACCAAGCGUGUUCACCUGGUGCGCCCUUUGAGUCGUAUUGAGAUCAUACCCAUGCCGUAUGUCACCGAGGCGACCAGAGUUCACGUAAUCCUACCAAUGACGGUGCAUGACAGAGAAUACGUCGGCCAGUUCCUCGACGUCUACGCCACCCAGUUCUUUGAGACGAGUGAGAACGCCGUGUUGACUUUCCUCUUUAUCUAUGACCCUUUCGAAGCCCAGCAGGUCAACCAGCACGACAUUUUCUCUGAGGUUAAAGGGAAAAUCACGAGCUGCGAGCGCAAGUACCCCACUGUCAAAAUCCCAUGGAUUAGUGUCAAGACAGAAGCGCCUUCUCAAAUCAAGAUCUUGGACAUCAUUUCCAAGAAGCACCCAGUGGACACACUUUUUUUCAUAGCUCACGUCAACACCAACGUCAACUCUGAGUUCCUCAACCGCUGCCGCAUGAACUCCAUCAACAACUGGCAGGUGUUCUUCCCCAUCCACUUUCAGGACUACAACCCCGAAGUCGCCUACCACAACCAGGAGCCUCCGGUCUCACCCACCUUGAGCAAAGACGCAGGGUACUUCGACCGCAACGUCUUUGACGAGGCGUGCUUCUACAACUCGGACUACAUGGCCGCGCGCAGCCGCAUGGCCGCCGACGUGCAGGAGAACGAGGAUCUCCUGGAGACUCUCGAUGUGUAUGACAUGUUUGUCAAAUACUCGGGCCUACAUGUGUUCCGCGCCGUAGAGCCAGCGUUGCACCAGAAGUACCGGCACCAGACGUGCGACCCGCGCCUGAGCGAGGAUAUCUACCACAGGUGCAUCCAGAGCAACUUGGAGCGGCUCGGCUCCCGUUCUCAGCUCGCCGUGCUGCUCUUCGACCAAGAGCAGGGCAACAGUACUUGACCGUGGAUGGAAUUCCGGUGAGAUAUCGUGUCCCGGAAGCACUUCCAUGUUGUAUACGUUCCGGAAUAUUUCCCAAGCAACACGUGUGCUCUUGACUCGGACUAAUUGCAAUUCCAAUUGUUUUGCUUGGACCAAAGCGGCACCAAAGGCGCUAUUUUUGCGUCACUUGUCUUCGGCUCCUUUGAAGAAGGACAUUCUGUCAAAGGUCACUCUCAUUCAAGUUUCAUUGCACCUCGUCGGUGGAUUUUGAUGGUACGAAAAUAAAUGUAGAAACUUUGAAACAGAGCUGCAUUGCAUAUGUGCAGCUGCCUUUGGUGGUUACGAAACAAAAACCUCUCUGGAUAAUCACUACCAACACAUUUUUUGUGCCUUUUGGGAUCUCCCAAUCUUUCGUCAUAUACAGUAAUUGCAGUAUAUUAUACAUUUUAUACGUAUUUUAAUUGAAAUGUUACUUGAUUUUGUUUGAUGCAAAUGUGUCCACUAAUAUAUAAACUACUUCAUAUAAUAUGUGUUUUUAAGGACUGAAGGUCAAGUU
Scleropages formosus (Asian bonytongue) is the source of this 3053-nucleotide messenger RNA. Its product is annotated as chondroitin sulfate synthase 2-like. Gene Ontology annotation, molecular function: glucuronosyl-N-acetylgalactosaminyl-proteoglycan 4-beta-N-acetylgalactosaminyltransferase activity. The record is from RefSeq and is a predicted model, not a curated record. The coding region runs from base 176 to 2518 and encodes 780 amino acids. Lineage: Eukaryota; Metazoa; Chordata; Actinopteri; Osteoglossiformes; Osteoglossidae. The transcript is spliced from 4 exons. Gene Ontology annotation, cellular component: Golgi cisterna membrane.